AUGGCCGCCGCGGAGGGGAGCUUGGUCCCGGAGGGCCGGGCCAGCCUGGCCGCCUUCCUGCUCGGGGCGUCGGUGGCGGCGCUGCCGCUGCUGCUCUCGGCGCCCCCCGCGCUGCUGGCCGGGCCCGGGCUGCAGGGCCGCGCGGCGCUGGCUCUGCACGUGGCAGGGAUCAACGCGCUGCUGCGGCUGCUCUACCGGCCGCCGCUCUACCAGAUCGCCAUCCGGGCCUGCUUCCUGGGCUUUGCCUGCGGGUGCGGUUUGCUGCUGAGUUUUGGACAAUCCUCAUGGAGGCACUUUGGCUGGUAUAUGUGUUCCUUGUCACUGUUCCAUUAUUCUGAGUAUUUGAUGACAGCGAUCAAUAAUCCCAGAAGUUUGUCCUUGGACUCUUUCCUCCUAAACCACAGUUUUGAGUAUACUCUAGCUGCUCUCUCUUCUUGGAUAGAAUUUACAGUUGAAAAAAUCAUUUAUCCAGAAACGAAGCAAAUCACCUGGCUCAGUACAGUAGGGUUAUUGAUGGUGAUCUUUGGGGAUUGUCUGAGGAAAGCUGCCAUGCUCACAGCUGGUUCCAACUUCAACCAUAUUGUUCAGAAUGAGAAAUCGGAUACUCAUACUUUGGUGACAAGUGGGGUGUAUGGGUGGUUCCGGCACCCGUCUUACGUGGGAUGGUUUUACUGGAGUAUUGGAACACAGGUCUUACUCUGUAAUCCUGUCUGUGUUGUUGGCUACACUUUAGCAUCCUGGAGAUUCUUCAGAGAGCGAAUAGAAGAGGAGGAGUUUACGUUAAUUCACUUCUUUGGAGCGGAGUACCUGGAGUAUAAAAAGAGAGUGCCAUCAGGUCUGCCUUUUAUCAAGGGAGUUAAAGUGGAACUGUAACACGUGAAAAAUCAGACUCCAAUAGCGAACAUCCAGCUCCAGGCAUCAUAUGGAAAGGAACUAUGCAUAGCACUAUAUCGUGACACGCUUAGGAGUAGCUAGUCUUUGUUUACUGAUCAUCCAUUGGAAACUCAUUAAAGGCUAGGCAGCUGGAACACCUUGCACAUAAACUAGAAACUCAGUCAAGAUAGGCGUCCUUCCUAGAUGCAUAGAGGGAUCUUCUGGAUUAUUUAAUCUAUAGUGAUCCUAAAAUGAAGCAUAAUGCUGGUGAAAAGAUGGCUCACUCUAACUACAACAGCUGAGUUGUACUGAAACGUGUUAACAGAUUCCAUUGAAGAAUAAGCUAUGCACUUCCUAGUAACAACCAUUGCACUAGAAGAGUGCUGGUUGGAAGAUCAUAUUUCUAUGGUGAAACUUUAAUUUUAAAGCUUUUUGCCCUUAAAAAAGCUAAACAGCACAGCUUUAACCUCUCUGGACCUGACUCCACAAGUCUGCAGUGUGUGGAACUCCCACUGAAGUCAGUGUGGUAAUAUCCUGCUUGGAGGGCAUUCAGAACCCCUCCCCUUUAUUUCUGUCUUUUAAAUGCAUGAAUUUACAUACCAUUUUGGGGUUAGGCUUACCUGAAAGACUGGCAGUGCGGCACAAAGCACCGUGUCCUAAUAUAAUGUUAAUAGGGGGCUCUUUCAAUAUUCAAACUUUCUUAAAUCACAAAUAAUCUUUCAUUAAACACCAUGAAAGCUCAGUUGAAAACUUAACACAGUUGUUAUGUCCAUCAGUUACCUAGUGCCAUGAAUUUGUUUCAUCAUUUUGUCAUUUUUCCAUAGUCCUCAUGGCAAGAGUCUGUCCUGUCAAAUGGUAAACUUGCUUCUGUAAAACAGUCUUCAAAAUCAUGCUGCAUUGUAUCCUAUUUAAAUAACUUUAGUUGAUAGCUCUUUCUCUACUCCUAGUACACUCAUGAAAAUAAGUUUAAUUCAGAGAAAUUACAAGUUUGUUCCUGUUUUUGUGAAAUGCAGAGAAAACAAUAGCAGGCAGACUUGCAGUAGGCCUUAGGUAGUAAGAUCCUUGCCUGUUUCUAGAAUGUGUCUUGGAUGUUUCAUCUGUGCAAGAAACACUUCCAGAAAAUAUGCUAAUGCAGGGAAAUAUUUUUUUGAUUAACUGAUAUUCUAAAUAUUCCCCAUUCUAGAAAUUAUUUGUAUUCAGAUUCUGUGGUAUAAUUUAUUUUCUGUUACUAUAUACCAAAGAAGUUCACUGUUUCCUUGAUUCUAGAUAGACUUUCUUGCUGCAAUGAGAAUUGUAUGCUGGCAAGUAAUGGCAUGGCUUGAAGUUUUUCCUUUCAUUAAGGUGCUGUAACAUAGUUCAGGAAAUAGAGCACUGGCAGAAGCUGCUUUUAUAAAGAUGUUGCCAACUUCUGUUAGGUUGUAAUUCUGUAAAGUUCUUUUGUGGUGCUGAUGACUAUCUCAGUCGUUUGGAAUGCUUAAGUUUACAAUUGAAAUACCACUGGGAACACACUUUGAUAUUAAAAUGAGGCAUGUACCAAACAUGUUGGAAGUCAAAUUCCUGUAGACCUACAUAGGAAGGGAUGUAGGGACAAAUGGUUAAUCUCUUCUCUCUUCCAUCAUGUAAAAGCCUUUUCCUACCCAAGUUAUGCCUUCAAAUUCCAGGGCACCUGCUGCAUUGAAUUCCAGUUAAAAUACCCACUGUUACAUUAACUCUCCUACUGAAUAUAUUUGUUGCUUGAAGAAAAAGAUAUGAAACUUCAGCAGGGCUGUAUUUGGUUAAUGUUGUCUUUCCUCUGCAUAAUUAUUUGUAAGGACUUGAUUCCUGUUCAGAUUGCUUUUCCUUUGCAAUAGAAGUGCCUCCAAUGUACUUCUGAAAGAGAGUUAUAAAUUUUGCUAUCUGUCUGUAGCCAACAUACCUCAGAAGACAUCUCAAACCAGUUAAAAUCUUAAUACAAACAACGAUUCUUAACUGCACUUAUUUUAUUAAGAUGUUUCUCGUAUGAAUUUUUCCAUUGUAUAAAUGUUUCAUAACUAAAUCUACUAUUGAUAAUGAUACUGACUUUCUUUGUAAAGCACUUUGACACUGAACGUUGAAAAGCAUCGCACUAUAGCUGGUGGUGUAAUUUCCCCUGCUGGUGUACACAUACUAGCGGUUGCUCUAUGAGAGCUAGUGCAAGUGUAAAUAGCUGUGGAGCUGUGGUAGCAUGAGUAGCAGCAAUGGAGGCAUGGCUGAGCCAUGCCAAGUACAAACCUGCCUGGAACUGGUCAGCAUGUACUCUGCGUUGCUCGUGGCUACACGGCUAUUUGUCCUUGCAGUAGCACUCAUCAAGCUACCAUUCAUAUGUGUAUGUGAACAGGGGAAUCGUACCACUAGCUUGUAGUAUAGACAUGGCAAUAGUACCUAGCAUAUAUGGGCUAAUUAGAAUUCACCUGAAUCGAGAGCAGAGAAAUUGCACACUGAUCACAGAAUGAUCCAGCAGAGUGAACUUAAAGUGCUCUGGAGUAUGGGGUUUGUUUUGCCAGGUAGUGAAAAAAUAUACUAGGGACUUAGUUUUUACAUGAAUAAAUCUUUUAUUAGGUCAAACUGUUAGAGCAAUACAGUGAGAAACUACUUACUUAAUUGUUUGCUGUGUGAGACAAUAUGUGGGUCAAAUAUCUCUAACCCUAAACAUUUUAUGCAGCGUUACUACUCUAGUCUUAUUGUCAGAGGCUUGAGCUCACAUUAUCUUUCUCACACUGCUGUUUGAGGGCCCUCGUUAGGAAAAAAAAAAAUCCUCUAUUCACCACAGAAGUCUGUAUAUGUCUACAACUGCUGGACGACUUUAUCAGCAGGAAAGUUGGCUAGAUUUCAUGGGUCUUCCCUCUUGUGUGAACAGUCGUUGUUCACAGUGAGACUUUCAUUCUUUUGUCAAUUUUUGUGCCAGAAAGCAAAUGAUCUAGUAAUUGCUUCAGUGUAAAACUGAGACAGUGGGCUCUGAACUUGUGGAUUGCAUAUUGGCUCCUAGCUGCUAAAAUUUACCACUUUAAACUAUUUAGAUAACUUAGUUUGAUGGACGAGUAUUAAUUAAAUAAGUCUUAUUCUUUUACUGGCACUUGUUUGGAAGGGUUAUUGUCUUUUUUUUUUUUUUUUUUUUUUUUUUUUUUUUUUUGACUCUCCAUAAAUGGUAUGCUUUACAUCAUUUCACUUGCCUGGGAUAACAGGUUGCUCAUGUGAAUAUGCAAAGUAUUUCUAAUGCUCCUGUCACUGAGGACAUCAGUUCUAGUGCCUAGUUACUACAGUUACCCUUUGGGUUUGGGAUAUAUCUACAUGGUCUGAGUCAACACCCAAAUGUAACAUCUGUAGCUAUCUUGGAAGAAGACCUUUUUCAUCUGUGUAGCUGGAGGUUCUGACUAGCACCCACCAAGCCUCAGGUUCUGUUGAAUAAGCCCAUUGUAGGAUGCAUGUUAUCACAGUGAGAAUGCAUUUUCUUUAGAUUAUGUCUGUCAGCAAGAAUAUGAAUGGGCACAGCAAAUGAUUUACUUGGUUGAUGCAGUGGUCAGUGAAAGCACUUUCUUCUCCAAUGGCCUUGCUGAAAUUUAUUUUAAUAUAGUGGCAAUGCCCCAAAGUUCUUGUCUGGGUGAAAUUUACAAUUAACAAGAACUUGCACAAAAAUCAGAUUUGUGCAGGGCAUGUAGGUUCAUCCCAAGGUGUGCUGAGUCAGAAGAAGAAUCUUCACACUUUUUGACCUAUGGCAAAACUUUCAAACACCUAAAUCACUUUUUGAAAAUGAGGUGUGGGUGUUUUUGAAAAGUUUGCCCCAAGUCAAUUUACAUAGCGCUAAUGUUCCACUUCUGGAGGUGUGGGACCUUAGUACUUUAUCCUGUGGUGUAAAUAUCUGGAAUGAUUGCUGCAGCCCUCAUUCCCACAGGAAAGGUGAGUCAGAAUUCAAAAGAAAUGAAGAUCACCCUUUAGUUCAAAUUGGGUUUUCCAUUUAUUAAUCAAAAUGGACCCUUUGGCACAUGCUGCAGCACAGAGUUUUUAAAAAAUCAAAGACGUUGUCAAUAAACAACUUCUAGUUCUGUACCAGGUGAAUAAGAACUUCAUUCUGGCCUUUGGUAGGUUCGCACAGUCUCAUGUUAGCAAUUAAAUUAUGAAGUCCUGUGCGAAAGGACUUCAAUUCACUACUACAAACAGUAUUUAUGCAGCUUGGGAAAACAUCUUAACCACUAAUAAGAGAUACAGGCUACAUAAAAUUCUAUGUAUUUUAAAGCAGUCUACCAAAUUAAACUUGUCAACCAAUUGGAUUGCUGGCUCACUGACCCUUAUUUACUAACAAGGGUAAAAGGCACUAUCACGUUGUUCAGGCCAAAAAUUUAGAACUUGUAUGUGUUCAGUAGGUCGCAGAAGUGUUCCAAGUCACCUACUUAGCUUCUAUUUAAGCUAUCCCCUGCAGUGUUUACAGUUUAAAAUUUGCAAUUUUAAGCUAGUGCAGGAGAACCAGAAAGUGAAACUGACCUCUCCAUUUUUAUUGUGCAAAGGUUUUGAAGGACAGAGUGAUUAGCAUAAACUGCAAAAAGGAAACUUGAUUAUUAAUAAUGUAAGUUGGAGGUGAGGGGUUAGCAAGAACACAUUGAGUAUUUAUUCUAAUGUCUGACAAAAAUGUCACUCUGUAAACAACUAAUUCCUAAAACUCUUGUUUUUUGUAAACAUGUUAUAACUUUAGGAAUUUACUUUGCCCUGGUUCCUUGACUUUCAUAUUCUGCUUGUAGCACAGAGUAAGUGUUCUUUGACGGUCAGGAUACAACUUUCAAAUAAUGGCACAGAGUAACUGUCCAUCUAUUGCACUUUUUUACUUCCUGGAGUAGCCUCUGAUCUCACUGUCUUUAUUUUAUUUGGUAAUUUGUCAUAGGAUUGGGAUAUGAGGAGGAAGUCGUAUCCUGCCUUGAAAACACCUCAACAUUCCUGUUGCAAUAGGAGAUUGUUACCUUGUUAUAUCACAAGAUGUUCGAAGUCUGUUUGUGCUGAAAAAAACUGUUUACUAGAAUCACUCCACAAUCUAUUUGGGCCUGCUGAGACCAACUGUGUAUUAAAUGAAUGGAGUAGUUCUACCCUUUUUCUUACAUGAAGAAAUGUUCAUUACAGAUAUUUAAAGGCUCUUUUCUUUUGUGGAUGUUGAGAAUUCUUUCCAUUAUUUAAAUAAAACUAUGAUUGGUUAAAA
This is a messenger RNA of Gopherus evgoodei (Goodes thornscrub tortoise), 6070 nucleotides long. RefSeq names its product isoprenylcysteine carboxyl methyltransferase (gene ICMT). NCBI's taxonomy places the organism in Eukaryota, Metazoa, Chordata, Testudines, Testudinidae. Gene Ontology annotation, molecular function: protein C-terminal S-isoprenylcysteine carboxyl O-methyltransferase activity. The transcript is spliced from 5 exons. Gene Ontology annotation, cellular component: membrane; endoplasmic reticulum. The record is from RefSeq and is a predicted model, not a curated record. Bases 1 to 873 code for a protein of 290 amino acids. Gene Ontology annotation, biological process: C-terminal protein methylation.